Molecule: messenger RNA, 970 nt
Organism: Truncatella angustata
Lineage: Eukaryota; Fungi; Ascomycota; Sordariomycetes; Amphisphaeriales; Sporocadaceae
Exons: 3
Coding region: 1-933 (310 amino acids)
Source: RefSeq, a predicted model, not a curated record
AUGUCUUCAUUAGAUGCAUCAAAGCUAUUCUCAGUCCAUGGCCUUGUAGCGGUCGUGACUGGUGGUGGGACGGGUAUUGGACUGAUGAUCGCUCGAGCUCUUGAGCACAAUGGUGCCAAAGUCUACAUCCUGGGUAGGCGCGAGGACGUGUUGAAGACUGCAGCCAAGCAAAAUGCGAUCCAUGGUAAUAUAGUACCUGUCGUGGCGGAUGUGACUGACAAGGCAUCUCUGGAAGUUGUCGUGUCACGUAUCAGCGAGGAGACAGGAUACAUUAACCUUCUGGUCAACAAUGCUGGUACUCUUGGUCGUAGACACAACGCCAUCAAUCGACCCCCACCUUUUGGUAACCUGCCAGGCCAAUUUGUUCAUGCCAAUGGCGAGGACGACCUUAGUACGGUCGACGGCAUUCGCGAUUUUCUUUGGAAAGAUGAAGUUUCCGACUGGGACAACACAUUCCGGACGAAUGUCAGUGGCAUUUGGUUCCCCAGUAUUGCUUUCUUGAGUCUUCUCAACAAGGGCAAUGAGAAGCAAAAUGUUGUGCAAAAAAGCCAGAUUGUGACAAUUGGAAGCGUUGGGGCUUUUAUCAGGCUCCUGGGUACAUCAUUCACCUACAACCCUAGCAAAGCGGCUGCAAACCAUCUUGCGAAGAUGAUGGCUACAAACUUUGUGCAAUGGGGGAUUAGAUCCAACGUUAUUGCCCCGGGUAUCUUUCCAUCCGAGAUGUCAGUCGGACAGGGAAAGCUAGAUGAGAACAACAAGAACCAUAUUCCGAUGGCUAUUCCCGUCGAAGAGAUUCCCUUGGGCAAAGCGGGAGAUGAAGAAGACAUAGCAGCCGCAAUACUCUUCUUGGCGGGUAAGGGAGGUAAAUAUGUGAAUGGAAAUGUUGUUGUCACUGAUGGUGGACGCCUGGGGAUCGGGCCUGCAGUUUAUUGAUCUUUUGAAAGAUAGCACCAGUAAAAUUGAGUUGGGC